AUGUCGAAUCGAUUCGACCGACCUCACCGCGAAGGUAACGGCUAUGGCAACUUUGGACGUUCCAACGAUGACUACCGGUCCGGGUAUCAAGAUGGCUACGGCAGCGAUCGAUAUGCCACACCGCCUGCCACUCAACAGCCGCGACCACCACCCAGUCUUCGACAGAUGUCCUCCCGAUCACGCAUACCACAAGUACAAGCUCCACCACAACCAGCAGACACUCAUGCUGCACGGCAAAUUACCGAGGUUAUCGACCACAUAAAGAAAGAAUGGCCUGCAAUGUGUCAAGACGAUUGUGUCCCUGUUCAACUGGCGUUGCAGCUCCUCGACAGGAGCUCGGUUGGUCGCGCUCACGAAUACGCCCAGUUCCAGCAAUCACAUAACUACCUGCAAGAGUCGCUUAAGGGCAUCGUCCACGAACACCACCAGGGCUUCAACAGUUCUAUAGGUACAUUUCACAAAAUUCAAAGUAGCAUUCAGCAGUCGCAGAAGCGAGUACGUGCCUUGAAGGAAUCACUGGCGAGUUCCAAAACAAGUCUCUGCGCAACGGAUCCUGAAUUAAAGAAACUUUCAAAAUCAUCACAAGAGUUUGACGCCUUGGUGCAAACUCUUAAUGAGUUGGAUGACCUCCGAGCAGUACCGGAUCAGUUGGAGGCAAGGAUAUCGGAGAAGAGAUUCUUGACGGCUGUGGAAGUGCUUCAGAAUGCGCUGCGAAAGCUACGGAAGCCUGAAUUGGACGAUAUUGGUGCCCUUACUGACUUGAGGAGCUACCUUGCAAACCAAGAGACUGCCCUGAUGGAUAUCCUUGUAGAAGAGCUACACGAGCACCUCUAUCUCAAGUCACCGUAUUGCCAGGAAAGAUGGCAGAGCUUGGCUAAAACGCAAGGCGCCGUCACCGAAGGCUUUGGUGAUAUCAAGCCCAUCGCCCCAUUUCACGUUGUUCUCGAUGCCAUUGACGUUGACAAGACGGUCCGGGAAGAUCCUAUGAAAAAUCCCGAAGCCGAUACAUUUUACUAUGUAGGACUGCUGGUGGAAUCUCUAAACAGGCUCGGACGUUUGCAAAAUGCCGUGGAGACUCUUAAGCAGCGACUCCCAGUUGAGCUCUUUACCAUCGUCAAUGAGACUAUCAACGAGGUGGAUCAAAGGCAUCCCAGCUCUUUACGAGGAGGAUCAGCCAGAGGCGAUGGUCUUCACGUCUAUGGAACACGUGAAACACAAAUGCGAGCAGAUGUGAUCUACGACCUCUUAUGGUCUCUAUAUGGCAAGUUUGAGGCAAUUGGAGAAGGUCAUCGUGUGUUCCACGAGUCUAUCAAGGUCCUGAUCCGAAGGGAAGGCGCUGGUAACAAUAGUGCCCUACUUGGAAGCUUCAAAGAGCUGUGGAAUCUAUACCAGAACGAGAUUAGAUCCUUGCUGCAUAAUUAUGUUACGACCGAUGCAGAUGUCUAUCAGUUCGACUCGCCAAACCCAGGAGAUACGCUCCAUGGCAAGAAAGACAUACGAGAGCAUCUUUUCAAGUUUUCUGAAGCGAACACAAAGUCUGUUGAGAUGACGAGUGAAUACGACGCAUUGGACAACAUCAUCCAGGAUGCCGUUCCUGGGCUAGGAUCUCGAAAGCAAGACAGAAAAGGGCGGAACGUCCAGGAAGGAGGAAGAAGAGGAGCAGGAGCAGGAGCAGGAAGUGAUGGUCCGUUUGGAAACAGUCAUCAAACAACAGGCUCGUACAAAUCUCUGGUGGAACCUAGUGUUUUCAAUAUGAGCUUGUUACUACCGCCAACGUUGGUCUUCCUGCAGCGUCUCAAGAACAUCGUCCCUCCCGGCUCAGACCUGGCAGCAAGCACGCUAACAACGUUCUUGGACAAUUUCUUGGUCAAUGUCUUUCAACCACAACUGGACGAGACUCUCGCCAAAUUGAGCGACACCGUCUUUGGGGAGGCAGAUGCAUUCACACAAGACCCAGCCUGGAGCCAGGUAGCACGUCGGCCUGUGUUCCGAGGAACAACAGCCUUUUUCGAGGUUGUGACCGCUUUCUGUCGUAUGCUGGGAACCAUACCACCAGACCAAGCACUCAGCUCGCUGAUUGUCACUCAAAUGAUGCGAUACUAUGACCGCUGCUUCAGCUGGUUCAAAACGCUUGUCGUCAAAGCUCUGGAUCCGGCCACCGAGAUUAGCAACGACAACCUGAGGUCAUCGGCACGAUUCUCUCUGGACCAGGGAGAGAUACAAGAAACAAUGAAGAAGCUUUUCAUGUCAGAAGAGAUGGAUUGGGAAUUGGCCGAAAAGGAGAUACACUUGUUGAUGGAACUCACAGAUGAGUCGCCACUCGACUCGGGUGACAUCAUUCAGGAUCGAGAUUCCAUCUCAUCCCUGUGUUUAUUGUACACCAGCAUGAAGUGGCUUGCAGUUAAAAUUGCUGGCCUGCGGCAGAUUACAACGCAUGACACCGAUACAUCACGACAAAAUCUGCCUCGACAUUCGAGCCGAAGAUGGACUCUUAUGAACGAUACUGGCAAGACCGCAGGAGAAGAAGGUCCUGUGUCACUACCACUAACACAGGAAACUGUGCAAGCGUUUGACAGCAUAGUGUCGUCCUUCGAAGAACUUGCAGGAACUGCGCUACUAACUCUCCACAUGGAGAUCCGGUGCCGCAUAGUUCAUUCAUUGUCCAUUGCCUUGUCGCCUAAGGUGGCACCCUACCUGCUUGACCAGGAAGUGAGUGAACCUGAUCCCCAGAUCUUGAGCCUCAACUCGGAAUUGGUAUUCUUUGACGAGACGAUCGUGAAGUAUCUCAGAGAGAAAGAGAUAGCCUUUAUUCGAACGGGUCUGGGGCUGCUUAUAAACUGCUAUCUUGUGAGCAAUGCAUGCAAAGCGUCGCCUAUGAAUGACAAGGGCUGCGGGCGUAUGCAACUCAACAUUCUUGUGCUGCAACAGAACCUCAAGAACGUGGAGGAAGGGGUAGACCUGGCGCGUGCAGCAAAUUACUUUUCGCUAUACGAACAAGGUGCAGACGCCAUUGUGGAGAAGGCAAAGGAGGACAAAGAGCAGCAACGGGGAACCAGCGCGCAGGACCCAGACAACUUUUCGUACGACGAACUCAAGGCACUUGUCGAGCUCUGCUAUAGUGAGGCUAUGGCAAAUCCUGAACGAGGAAUCGCCACUGCAGCCAAGCGACAGAUGCAGGACAAACUGCUCGGGCUGAGCGAGCACAUGUGGCAGACAUAG
Molecule: messenger RNA, 3219 nt
Organism: Fusarium proliferatum ET1
Lineage: Eukaryota; Fungi; Ascomycota; Sordariomycetes; Hypocreales; Nectriaceae
Exons: 2
Coding region: 1-3219 (1072 amino acids)
Biological process (GO): exocytosis; Golgi to plasma membrane transport
Cellular component (GO): exocyst
Source: RefSeq, a predicted model, not a curated record